This is a messenger RNA of Erinaceus europaeus (western European hedgehog), 1772 nucleotides long. It is a transcript of the gene VIP, whose product is annotated as vasoactive intestinal peptide. Gene Ontology annotation, biological process: positive regulation of endothelial cell proliferation; positive regulation of epinephrine secretion; negative regulation of smooth muscle cell proliferation. NCBI's taxonomy places the organism in Eukaryota, Metazoa, Chordata, Mammalia, Eulipotyphla, Erinaceidae. Gene Ontology annotation, cellular component: extracellular region; perikaryon; neuron projection. Gene Ontology annotation, molecular function: neuropeptide hormone activity; peptide hormone receptor binding. The record is from RefSeq and is a predicted model, not a curated record. The transcript has 7 exons. Bases 373 to 870 code for a protein of 165 amino acids.
GAAAAGUUAAUUUCCUUUCUCUCUUACAUCUUGAAGUUACUCACUAUAAAUUUAUACAAAUCAGACGUAAUGACACUUCAAUUUAAGAACUUCAAGCCCUAUUUAUCCCGUGGGAGUACUACUCUGACGUCUUUCUGAGAGCUUUGUGAUUGCUCAGUCCUAAGUAUAAGCCCUAUAAAAUGAAGGGCUUUGAAAUGCUGGUCAGGGUAGAGUGAAAAGCAGUUGCUGGCAAUAAUAGCCAACUCUUAGACCAAGUUCUGGCUCUGCUUUAGAGGCAGAGAGUGGAUCUUUUUCUUGGGUGCACACGAGUUCAGAACCUGGGACAGCUCCAAUAGUCUCUUGACUAAAUACACUACACUGCAAGGCAAAGAGAUGGAGCCUACAAGUAAGUCCCAGCAACUUGUGCUCCUGACACUUUUCAGCAUGCUCUUCUCACAAACUUUGGCCUGGCCUCCUUUUGAAGCACCCCCAGCUUUGAGAACACCAUUUGAAGGAGCAAGUGAACCUGACCAAGCAUCAUUACAAGCAGACACAGACAUCUUGCAAAGCUCAUUAGCUGAAAACAACACACCUUAUUAUGAUGUAUCCAGGAACACCAGACAUGCUGAUGGAGUUUUUACCAGUGACUAUAGCAGACUUUUGGGUCAACUUUCUGCCAAGAAAUACCUGGAGUCCCUUAUUGGGAAGCGAAUUAGCAAUAGCAUCUCAGAAGACCGGGGACCAAUCAAACGCCACUCGGAUGCAGUCUUCACUGACAAUUACACCCGCCUCCGGAAACAAAUGGCUGUAAAGAAAUACCUGAACUCGAUUCUGAAUGGGAAAAGAAGUGAGGGGAAAUCUUAUGACUUUCCUGAAGAGUUAGAAAAAUGAUGAAAGAGCUCUUUGGAGCAAAUUUGCUGACAGCUUCCCAACGAAUUCUUGAAGGAAAACAACAGGAAAAUGAUUACAUUUUGAGUUCUACAUAAAUCAUUCAAGAUAACUUCCAUAUCAAACCAAAUACAGUAUGUUGUGUAGUGAAUGUUGUGACUUAUUUUAUUCUAAUGUAUUAACUGUGAUGUUUACAUUGUAAAUAUUGUUUGAGAGCUCUAAGAUUUGUUAACUCAUGAAAAACCCUGUCAUUUCAUAUGCUGUGUAUUCUUCCUAGCAAAAUCUACUUAAUGAUAGGUAAAUACUAGAUUAAUUCCAAUUAUAUGAGGCUUUUUGGAAAGGCAGUCAUAGAGCGAAUUUUAUAAUUGAUGUGCUUAUUCGUGGUACAUACUUAACUACUCAGAAGAAUGAAGCAGAUAAUCAGAGUUCUGUAUUUUAAUGCUAAGCACAUAGAAUGCUGUAUAAAAUAAACCAAACCUCAGAAAAGCUAAGGAAAUAUCAACAAUGAGAACAGAAAGACAAUCUUUAAAAAAAAAAAAAGGACUUUUGGAAAAUUUAAUUAAUUUACAUAUUAUUGGGCAGUCUUUAAAAAGGAGUUGAAAAGCUCUUGAAUUUGGAUUUUUCACUGUCAAAGGGUCUCUUCUGGUUUAGUAUCUCAGUUAAGAAGAAUGGAUUCUACUUCUGAUAUCAUACCUUGUCCUUAUGCUUAUGUUAAAUGUGUGUAAAAUGUAAAGUAAAUGGCACAUUUGCUUUUCAGUAGUAAAUAUGUUUUCCAUAAUCGCUGAAAGAAAUGCUCUAGUCAUACCAGCUUCCUUGAGUAAAAGUGCAUUUGGAGACACAACUAUUUUUCCAAGUGAUUGUAAGAACUUUAACAUAGGAAAUAAAGACCUUUGAUUAUCAUUGCA